GCCCCAUUACGCCCCUUACGUCGUGCGUGCGUCCGGCCCCCGCGCUCUCGGAGCGGCCCGAGAGCUCUCACCGGCUUCUCUGGAACCUUAUUUCGCGAACCGCCAUCGCCGUCAUGCUGGGCGCUGCUCUGCGCCGCUGUGCGGUAGCAGCCGCUGCCCGUGCCGUGCCCCGCGCCAGGGUCCUCUUAGGGGCGGUUGAGCUGUCUCCUGAUUCCUCCACGUUCAAAAUGGCUCGAUUUGUGUGGCUGUGUCCUGCGGUCUGGGAGCUUGAUGCUGGCGGUUAUUGCUCUCUGUCUAUUGUAGCUGUCCAUUCGGCUCGCUGCUAUUCCCAUGGGUCACACGAGACAGAUGAGGAGUUCGAUGCUCGCUGGGUGACAUACUUCAACAAGCCAGAUAUAGAUGCCUGGGAAUUGCGUAAAGGGAUGAACACGCUUGUUGGCUAUGAUCUGGUUCCAGAACCCAAAAUCAUUGACGCUGCUUUGCGGGCAUGCAGACGGUUAAAUGAUUUUGCUAGUGCUGUUCGGAUUCUAGAGGUGGUUAAGGACAAAGCAGGACCUCAUAAGGAAAUCUACCCCUAUGUCAUCCAGGAACUGAGACCAACUCUGAACGAACUGGGAAUCUCCACUCCAGAGGAGCUGGGGCUUGACAAAGUGUAACCUACAGACUGGCUUCCUUCUCAAGGAUUUCUUGACAGUGCUACUUGAUUGUAAACAAUCACCUGGAAAUGCUGAUGAUAACAUAUUACCUUAUUUGAACAAGUUUUCCUUUAUUGAGUACCAAACCAUGUGAUGGUAACCUGGACUUUAAUAAAUGGGAAACAAGUUUGAACUGAAA
Messenger RNA from Fukomys damarensis (Damara mole-rat), 834 nucleotides. RefSeq names its product cytochrome c oxidase subunit 5A, mitochondrial. The record is from RefSeq and is a predicted model, not a curated record. The transcript is spliced from 6 exons. NCBI's taxonomy places the organism in Eukaryota, Metazoa, Chordata, Mammalia, Rodentia, Bathyergidae. Gene Ontology annotation, biological process: mitochondrial electron transport, cytochrome c to oxygen. Gene Ontology annotation, cellular component: mitochondrial inner membrane. The coding region runs from base 114 to 656 and encodes 180 amino acids.